GCCAAACCUAGUACACAGGUAAGGACAGGCCACUCUCUCACUUAUUGAUCUUCCGCUACUUCUAUUGUUUUUUGGUCUAUUUAGUCUGAAGAUUCCUGUUAGAAAAUUCAUUUUUCAAUUUCUCCUCAGUGAAAAAAAAACAUGCAUCUCAAAGUAGUGAUCUUCGCCUUGUCAUUUUUGACAACCACAGCCCACCCACUCCACCGUACCAGCAGAGAAACAUCACAGGCCCUACAGGACAUAAUGACCAAUCAGGCUAAUGAGAAGACAGACCUCAACAAGGAUGUCAAUGGGAUGUGGAAGAGCCAUGUGGAGAACAGCAACCUGUACACCCAGGACAGCCCCAACCCCAUGGUGAUUGAGAUCAGGCACAAGCUUACCCUGGAGUCCGAGAGGCUGCGCUCCCGCCUUCACCAGGAGCUCACUAAGCUGAGGGAGAGGCUCGCCCCGUACCCUGCCCACCCCCAGUCCAGCAAGUCCACCCUGGCCAGCAUGAGAGAUCGCCUGGCCCCCCUGACCAAGCAGCUCCAGAGCGCCGUGAACGACAACAGCCAGGAGCUGUGUAGCCACCUCAGGCUCUACUUUCAGGGAUUGGAGGCCGCGGAAAGCCAGGCGGCGGCCGGACCCACCCUAUACCUGGAGGCCGUGCAUUGGAUCAGCCAGACCUUAGACGACAGCAGUGCCAAAAUGACCUCUGUCAUCCAGGACUUCAAAACCAAGACAUCCAGCAUGAUCAGGGAGCUCAAUGGUACCAUCCAGGGGGACUUCUGGCAGGAGGUGAACGUCCGGCUGGGACAGGAGGUGCAGGCGUUGAGUCUGGAGGUCCAGGGCAGGGUGGGGGUGCUGAAAGCAAAGCUGGCCCGUCUCCUGCUGGCUCCACACCCCCUCAGGGCUGAGGUGUCCACCAGCAUGGAGCAGUUCUGCCAGAGCGCCGCCUUACAGGACCAGUUGUUCAAUGCCCGAAUAGAGAAGCACCUUCUGGGGCAGGAGUCACAGGCUCAGAGCCCCAGCGAGCCGCUUUCUCUGCAACCUCUGGGCUUAUUGGAGGAGGACUUCUCUGCGAAACUAAGCGCUCUCCUCCAGGACAUUCUGCACACUGUCCAGUAAAAGCAGAACAAAACUCUCCUCAUAGCAAAAUGAGAGAGAGAAAGAACAUGGUGUCCCAUUAUAGGGUACAUUUAAGAUAUAUCAUUGUAUCUGCUCCUCAUGCUUAUAUAUAUAUAUAUAUCAACUCCUCUACCAUUGUAUAUACAGUACAGUAAGUAAUCCAUGUAUAUUUAUGAUGUUUUCGUUGUUGUGUUUAUUUCAUGUGGAUGAUUGUUGUAAGGCAUUAUAUGUCAACUGUAAAUAAAGCUUGUGUGAAGUUUA
This is a messenger RNA of Coregonus clupeaformis (lake whitefish), 1368 nucleotides long. RefSeq lists its product as uncharacterized. Bases 142 to 1107 code for a protein of 321 amino acids. The transcript has 3 exons. Lineage: Eukaryota; Metazoa; Chordata; Actinopteri; Salmoniformes; Salmonidae. The record is from RefSeq and is a predicted model, not a curated record.